GCGGCAUGCCUCAGCCAAAGCAUCGGCACCAGGCCACCAGUACGUCGUCUUCCCUAGCUAAGCUAGCUUCCUGGCAGCAGCAAAUUAAUGGCGACCAUCAAUUUCACGGUGCACAGACGACCGGCGGUGCUGGUGGCUCCGGCAUCCCCCACGCCUCGUGAGCUGAAGCGGCUCUCGGAUUUCGACGACCAAGAGAGCUUGCGUUUCCGGAUCCCUGUCAUCCAUUUCUACCAGAGGAAGGAGUCCAUGGCCAUGGGCUGCAGCGGCGACCCUGCGGUGGUCAUCCGGGAUGCCGUCGCGAGGGCUCUUGUGCCCUACUACCCGUUCGCCGGACGGCUCAGGGAGCACGACGGAGGCAAGCUCGCCGUUGACUGCACCGGCGAGGGUGUGCUGUUCGUCGAGGCCGACGCUGAUGUUUGCCUGGAGCAGUUUGGUGACGUCCUGCUGCCGCCAUUCCCAUGCCUGGAGGAGCUCAUCUUUGACGACGCCCCCCCUGCUGCUGCUGGUGCUGCCAUCCUUCACACGCCUCUCCUGCUUAUCCAGGUGACGCGACUCGCCUGCGGAGGAUUCGUCCUGGCGUUGCGGCUGAACCACACCAUGGCGGACGCACUGGGUCUGACGCAGUUCCUGGGCGCCGUGGCGGAGCUGGCGCGGGGUGUUGCGCAGGCUCCCACCGUGCGGCCGGUGUGGGAACGCCACCUGCUGGAGGGGCAGCGCAACCCGCCGCGAAUAAUAAGCGACGGGUUGGACUUGUGGUACGAGGCUGAAAUGGCUGAUGAUGAUGGUGACAACAUCAUUCCAUCGUCUCUAAACCUAAAGGACGACGACAUGGCGCUCCGCUCCUUCUUCUUCGGGCCCGGGGAGAUCGCGGCCAUCCGCGACCAGCUCUCGCCGGACCUUCGGAAGCGGGCGUCGAGGUUCGACGUCAUCGCAGGAUGGCUGUGGAAGCACCGGACCAUGGCGCUGGCCCCGGACUACUCCGCCGACGAGCCGAUGCUGAUGCUCGUCGUCGUCAACGCCCGCGGCCGCGACCGCGAGGCCACCGGUUGCGCCGGCAUCCCCACCGGCUACUACGGCAACGCGUUCGCGAUCCCGGUCGCCGUGUCGACGUCCGGAAAGCUGUGCGCGAACCCCGUCAGCUACGCCGUAGGGCUGGUGAAGGAGGCCAAGGACAAGGUGGACAUGGAGUACAUGCGGUCGGCGGCAAACCUCAUCGUGCACCGCGGGCGGCGGAGCCCGCGCUUCACCGUCGGCAUGUACAGUCUGACGGACGAGACCAAGGCCAGGUUCCACGACCUCGACUUCGGAUGGGGCAGGCCGGUGUACGGGGGACCGGCAGAAGCCGUCGGUACCCCGGCCUUGCCCUGGCUGUCAAGCUUCAUCUUACCCUUCAAGAACGCUAGUGGAGAGGACGGCGCCGUCGUGCCGGUGUGCCUGCCUCGCCUGGCCAUGGACAGGUUGGUCGACGAGAUGGGCAAGAUGCGGCGGCGGCGCUCACCGGCCGAGGUGCAGCAGCCUCGCCAUGGGUUUCCCGUCAUCGUCAAGAGGUCUGCACUCUGAAGUAAUUGUCCAAUAAUGCAUGGCCGCGCCGGAUGUACUUACUGUAUAUUUGCUGUGUUGUAUUAUACUGUAGUAUUAUUGGUGGUCUCUCCUAUAUAUUUGCCCUACUCCGCCGUGGUGUCGAUAUGUAUGUAUGUGUAUGGGUAUUCAUAAAUAAAGAUAAGGAAUCAUGCAUCUGUGUUGUGCUGGA
Messenger RNA from Zea mays, 1750 nucleotides. Its product is annotated as benzyl alcohol O-benzoyltransferase. The transcript is spliced from 2 exons. Bases 88 to 1560 code for a protein of 490 amino acids. The record is from RefSeq and is a predicted model, not a curated record. NCBI's taxonomy places the organism in Eukaryota, Viridiplantae, Streptophyta, Magnoliopsida, Poales, Poaceae.